Messenger RNA from Nematolebias whitei (Rio pearlfish), 2160 nucleotides. RefSeq names its product neurofibromin 2b (merlin) (gene nf2b). NCBI's taxonomy places the organism in Eukaryota, Metazoa, Chordata, Actinopteri, Cyprinodontiformes, Rivulidae. Gene Ontology annotation, molecular function: cell adhesion molecule binding; actin binding. The record is from RefSeq and is a predicted model, not a curated record. Gene Ontology annotation, cellular component: cytoskeleton; plasma membrane; filopodium. The transcript has 17 exons. Bases 150 to 1922 code for a protein of 590 amino acids. Gene Ontology annotation, biological process: regulation of gliogenesis; regulation of cell shape; regulation of organelle assembly.
GUUUUGGUCUGUUUUUGUGUCGUAGCGGGACUGAAAACGCUGUUUUAAAGAGAAAAGUUAGCUUAGCAUCGGCCACACAAAAGCCCAGCCUCCUCUGAGCCUUGGUGGACGGCAGAAGUCUUAACUUUACUCCCUGAAACACAAUCAAAAUGUCCAUCCUAGGAUUAAAGAAGAAACAACCAAAAACAUUUAAAGUUAAAGUUAUCACCAUGGAUGCUGAAAUGGAGUUCAGCUGUGAGGUUAAAUGGAAAGGUAAAGACCUGUUUGACCUGGUGUGUCGGACUGUUGGUCUGAGGGAGACCUGGUUUUUUGGACUCAGGUACACAGUGAAGGACACUUACGCCUGGCUGAAGCUAGAGAAGCGGGUUCUGGACCAGGAGGUACCCAAGGACUCGCCCAUAACAUUUCAUUUUCUGGCUAAGUUCUUCCCUGAAAAAGUAGAAGAGGAACUGGUGCAAGAAAUUACUCAACACCUCUUUUUCUUACAGGUGAAAAAGCAGAUUUUAGAUGAAGAGAUAUUCUGCUCUCCUGAAGCCUCAGUUCUCUUGGCGUCGUAUGCCGUCCAGGCAAAGUAUGGGGACUAUGACCCAAACUUUCAUAAGCCGGGCUUCCUUGCACAAGACGAGCUGUUGCCAAAAAGGGUUCUGAUGCAGUACCAAAUGACAGCUGACAUGUGGGAGGAGAAGAUCACAGCUUGGUAUGCUGAACACAGAGGCAUCGCCAGGGACGAAGCUGAGAUGGAAUACUUAAAGAUUGCUCAGGACCUUGAAAUGUACGGCGUCAGCUACUUUGCCAUUACUCAAAAUAAAAGGGACACAGAGCUGUUGCUUGGCGUUGAUGCUCAGGGUCUUCAUAUCUACAAUCCCAACAAUAAACUCAACCCCAACAAGUCUUUCCCCUGGAGCGGGAUCCGUAACAUCUCCUACAGUGAGAAGGAGUUUACAAUCAAACCUCUGGACAAGAAGAAAGAUGUUUUUAAGUUUUACUCGUCUCAGUUGCGUGUCAACAAGCUGAUUUUGCAGCUCUGCAUCGGGAACCACGAUUUGUUCAUGAGGAGGAGAAAGGUGGACUCGAUUGAAGUGCAGCAGAUGAAGGCUCAGGCUAAAGAGGAGAAGGCCCGCAAGAAGAUGGAACGUCAGAUCCUGGCCCGGGAGAAGCAGAUGAGGGAGGAAGCAGAACGAGCAAAAGAAGAGAUGGAGCGAAGACUUUUCCAACUGCAGGACGAGGCUCGGCUUGCCAACGAGGCGCUGCUGCGAUCUGAGGAGACGGCAGACCUGCUGGCAGAGAAGGCCCAGAUAGCUGAAGAGGAAGCCAAGCUUUUGGCUCACAAGGCUGCAGAUGCUGAGCAGGAAAGACAGAGGUUAGAGGUCACAGCCAUGAAGACCAAGGAGGAGAAAAGGCUGAUGGAGCAGAAGAUGAGGGAGGCGGAGCAGCUGGCAGUAAAACUGGUGGAGCAGUCAGAGAGGAGGCUGAAGGAAGCUGAUCACCUGAAGCAGGACCUGACCGAAGCUAAAGAUGCCGAACGAAGAGCUAAACAGAAGCUGCUGGAGAUCACCAAGACAACAUACCCUCUCAUUGCAGCCUACUCUACCCCCCCUGCUCCUCCUGAACCGGCCGACUUGAGCUAUGAGUCAGCCUCUUCACGCCUCGACUUCAAGGACUCGGACAUGAAGAGGCUGUCUAUAGAGAUCGAGAGAGAGAGGCUGGAGUAUAUGGAGAAGAGCAAACACCUGCAGGAUCAGCUGAAGGAGCUGAAGUCUGAGAUCGAGUCCCUGAAACUGGAGGAGCAGCAGCAGCAGGCCAGCUUGUACGGCCUCCACGGUGAGGCCAGGGGAUACGUCCAAGAACAGCCUGUCUACUUACCUCACAGCAACCGAAACUCUGCGUACAUGUCUCAGAUGGCCUUGUUUGAAGAAGUGUGAUCUUGGUCUUCCCAAACGAACAUGAAGAGGACAUCUGAAGCUGCCAGUUAGCCCUCAACAUGUUUGGUUAAGUUUAUUUGACUGAAACUAGCAGCAUACAGAGGCAUGCUCUGACUGACUUCAGGUCUGUCCUAACAGACAGACAGACACCACCUGCUACACCGCUGCAGCUUGGCCCUUUCUGUUACAUGCAGAGAACAAUGUGUGACAUUUAUUUGCCACUGAUUCAAGACGCCUU